UCCACAUUUGUUUGUGUUCCCAGCUGGCCGCUCUGCACGCUCUGCCACGUGCGUGUCGACAACAACGUUCUCGUGAACGAUAGUUAUCACCGCUGUCAUGGGAUUAUCGAGCAGACUGUUGAAGAAGCUGCGCGAUUACGGUGACAGUUUUCUGGAUGACGGGGACGGAACCACCCGGUCAGACGCGUUAAAGCAUGACCACAAGAAGUUGAGGCGCUCUAAAACAGAUCAGCGCAGAAAGUGCACCACGGCACCAACGAAGCUUACCGAGAUAGAGCGCAUGAGAUUGGAGCUCGGCCUUGACGAGGCUUGCAACGAACCAGCUGCCGACGCCCAGCCAGAGCCAUCGUGUGAAGAUCGACGAGUGGCCCCGACAAUAGUAUUCAAAGAUCCAACCAAACGCAAGGUAAAGAAACGGCAGCUUGAGGAAAAACACACUUGCAGUGACAUGCCGCAAAAUGUGAAUGAAAUAAGCUUCAAGAAAGCGAGACAUGAUGUGCUGAAGUUUGGUAUAAAAGGCCUGGACAAACCCAAGCAAGAAGAAGCCAAGAUUGCUCUUGCUGUGCAGCUUGGAGCCAAGCCCCCCAAGAACAACUACUUGAAUUACAAGGAGCUCGUUAAUGACAGAAAAGAGAAAAAAGUGAAGGAAAGAGAAGAAAGAAUUAUGAAUGCAAAGAUGGGUCUCAAGCCUAAAAGGCAAGGAAAUCUGAGGCAAAGGAAGACAAACCAAGCACAACAUGAAGGUGUCCACUAUGUGAGUAAAGAGCUGUUAUCGAAGGUAAAGCAAAAGAAAGGAAAGUAAGCAGCGUGUACAUACAAUAAAAAAUUUUAUUUGUACAAAUGG
Rhipicephalus sanguineus (brown dog tick) is the source of this 844-nucleotide messenger RNA. RefSeq lists its product as uncharacterized. The transcript is spliced from 6 exons. The record is from RefSeq and is a predicted model, not a curated record. Lineage: Eukaryota; Metazoa; Arthropoda; Arachnida; Ixodida; Ixodidae. The coding region runs from base 98 to 802 and encodes 234 amino acids.